Gossypium raimondii (Peruvian cotton) is the source of this 1037-nucleotide messenger RNA. Its product is annotated as protein TIC 214-like. Bases 42 to 1037 code for a protein of 331 amino acids. The transcript has a single exon. Lineage: Eukaryota; Viridiplantae; Streptophyta; Magnoliopsida; Malvales; Malvaceae. The record is from RefSeq and is a predicted model, not a curated record.
CUAUCCAUAAUUAUCUAGGAGAAGGCGAUAUCCUAGAUGCUAUGGGGAAUUUUUCGCACAGAAAGUUUUUUAAUUGGAGAAUUCUUCAUUUUUGUCUUAGAAAUAAGGUCGAUAUUGAGUCCUGGGUCGAUACCAGUACAAAGAGUAACAAAAAUAUUAAGACUGUGGUUAAGAAUUAUCAACUAAUUGAUAAAAUGGACCUUUUUUAUUUCACAAUUUAUCAAGAUCAAGAAAGCAACCCAUCCAAUAAAAAAGGAAGCCAUUUUGAUUGGAUGGGACUGAAUGAAGAAAUACUAAGUCAUCCUAUACCGAAUCUAGAACUUUGGUUCUUCCCAGAAUUUGUGCUGCUAUAUAAUGCAUAUAAGGUUAAACCAUGGAUCAUACCAAUAAAAUUACUUCUUUUCAAUUUUAAUGGAAAUAGGAACAUUAAUAAAAAUAUUAUUGAAAAUAAAAAAAGGGACUCCCUUAUAGCACCAAACGAAAAACAAAUUAUUGGAUUAGAGAAUCGAAAUCAAGAAGAAAAAGAACCCAUAGGUGAAGGGGAUCUUGUAUCAGAUGCACAAAAACAAGGAAAUUUUAAAUCCGUUCUCUCAAACCAAGAAAAAGAUGUUGAAGAAGAUUAUGAUAAAUCAGACAAAAAAAAACGUAGAAAGAAAAAGCAAUACAAGAGCAACACGGAAGCAGAGCUUGAUUUCUUCCUAAAAAGGUAUUUGCGUUUUCAAUUGAGAUGGGAUGAUUCUUUAAAUCAAAGAAUAAUCAAUAAUAUCAAAGUAUAUUGCCUCCUGCUUAGACUGAUAAAUCCAAACGAAAUUGUUAUAUCCUCUAUUCAACGGGGAGAAAUGAAUCUGGAUAUUUUGAUGAUUCAGAAGGAUUUAACUCUUAGAGAACUAAUGAAAAAAGGAAUAUUGAUUAUCGAUCCAGUUCGUCUGUCGGUAAAAAAUGAUGGACAAUUUAUUCUAUAUCAAACUAUAAGUAUUUUGUUGGUUCAUAAAAUAAACACCAAAUUAAUCAAAGAUACCAAGAAAAAACUAUAUUGA